AAUCCCAGCAAAUCCAAUCUUUCUCGUUUUUUUAUUUUUCUUUUUCUAUUUUCCAGGAAAAUUCUCAGUAUCAUUAUUCUCUGUUAUCCAUUAACAUCAACUGCUAUUCCACUACCAUAAUCAUUUUCUUCUUCCUUUGUUCUUCUCCUUCUAGACGACGCCACCUGCUCGCUCCCUCCUUCCCUCGCGCAUUUCAUGGAUGAAAUGUACGGAAUCUACUCCACUGGAGAGUACGCCUCGGACAAGCCGUUGAUGUCGCCGCCGGACAGUCUGAUCGUACCUUCAGAUUACCACGCCUUGUUUUGCUCCUCGGGUCGGGUUCCGAUGUUUGGAUCCGAUGAGUUGCUCUCCGCUGCUUCUGCCAUAUCUGAAGCUGCCUCCAUCACGCCUGAAAUUCAACCGGAAGAAGACAUGUCCUCCAUCAUCAAAGCCAAAAUCGCUUCGCAUCCUUCCUAUCCGCGCUUGCUCGAGGCCUACAUCAAUUGCCAGAAGGUCGGAGCACCGCCGGAGAUAGCGUCUGUGUUAGACGAGAUUCUGAGAGAGAAUGACGUUUACAAGCGAGGCACCGUUCUGACGUGCUUGGGAGCAGAUCCUGAGCUGGACGAGUUCAUGGAAACCUACUGCGAUAUUUUGGUAAAAUACAAAUCCGAUCUUUCCAGGCCAUUUGAUGAAGCGACUACUUUCUUAAACAAGAUUGAGAUGCAGCUACGGAAUCUCUGCACCGACGCCUCCGUUAGAGGUCCUCCCGGCGAUGAAGGAACUGUAUCCUCGGACGAGGAUCUCAGUGGUGGGGAGCUAGAGUUACAAGAAUCUCAAAUGCGGGGUGAGGAUAGAGAUCUUAAGGACAGGCUUCUACGUAAGUUUGGCAGUCACAUUAGUACUCUGAAGCUGGAGUUUUCAAAGAAGAAAAAGAAAGGAAAGCUACCAAGAGAAGCAAGACAAACGUUGUUUGAUUGGUGGAAUCUCCACUACAAAUGGCCAUAUCCUACGGAAGCUGAUAAGAUGGCGCUAGCUGAAUCGACUGGGCUAGACCAGAAACAAAUCAACAACUGGUUCAUAAACCAACGAAAACGUCACUGGAAGCCGUCUGAGAACAUGCAAUUUGCAGUCAUGGAUAACCUUUCUGGUCAGUUCUUUACAGAUGACUGAGUUGCAUGUACAGUCUCAAAUUAAUUAAUUUUUCUCAAGAUAAAUUGUUGCUUGUGUUGCCUAUUUCGUGUAUAUUCUUAAUGCAGAAUUGCGUACUUUACUGAUAUUGGAUAUGCUUCUCUGAGAUAUGGGAUAAAUAAUUGUAAUUUGUUCCCUAUAUCUUUCCUCAAUUGAGCAGUGGUUAUAAAGAAAAUAGUUCUCUGGCU
Rubroshorea leprosula is the source of this 1355-nucleotide messenger RNA. The record is from the annotation of a GenBank genome assembly. NCBI's taxonomy places the organism in Eukaryota, Viridiplantae, Streptophyta, Magnoliopsida, Malvales, Dipterocarpaceae.